AUGAGUGCUUAAGUGUUAUUUAGGGUGAAAUGCUCCACAGAAUUUAGUUAAAUGGUGAGAAUUGUUGGAAACUCUUCAUAAUUAGGGAAUUGGAAUCCAUAACAAGGAUUUAAAUUAAUAACUAAUAAUGAAAUGUAUCCUAUUUGGUAUAGUGAUUUCGCUUUGGAAGUUGAACUCAGUAUAGAUUUUUUGUAUGUUUAGAUUAACUUGUUGAAUUCAAACUAAUUAUCACAGAUGGGUUUAAUUCAUUUUGGGAAUGUGGUGAAAACAGAUACCUAUAGAUAUAAGGAUAGAAAAUGGUGGUUGUUUUGACUUAUAAUAUGCCAUCCAUCUUUAUUUAUAACUUAAAAAGAAUAUUUUCAGACAAUGAUCUCACAACUAUAGCAUAAGGUAAUAUAUAUUAAAUAAAAUUUAGGUCGAACAAGAAAGGUUUCAUUAUAGCUAUAGGAUAAGUUGUUUGAUUCAGAUGAUGACUCAGUAAUAUUUUAUUAAUAUUGUAGGAUUCCGAUUAAGAAAGUGAUGUUAAUUCCAUAUUUUAAGAUGAAAUCAUUUCAUGCAAUUCAAGUGAGAACAUUACAAAUUCUUCUAAUCUCGAGCCAACCUUUUAUGGUGAAUAUUGA
Paramecium primaurelia is the source of this 620-nucleotide messenger RNA. The record is from the annotation of a GenBank genome assembly. Lineage: Eukaryota; Ciliophora; Oligohymenophorea; Peniculida; Parameciidae.